CCGCGUCUGACCAAUCACAGCACGAGAAGCGCGCUCGCGCUGACCGCUUCCUGAUGCUCUACACUUAACAGUGCGCAGCACCAGCCUCCUUCUGCCUUCUCUGCUCUGCACCACGGUCAGCAUUCGACUGCCCUUGCACUGGUUAGGCCAGAUAAGAAACUGCACCAUGUCUAUCCUGAAGAUCCACGCUCGUGAAAUCUUUGACUCCCGUGGAAACCCCACUGUGGAGGUUGAUCUCUACACCAAGAAAGGUCUCUUCAGAGCUGCAGUGCCCAGUGGCGCAUCAACUGGCAUCUAUGAAGCCCUUGAACUCCGUGACAAUGACAAGACACGUUAUCUGGGCAAAGGUGUCUCAAAAGCUGUUGAGCAUAUCAAUAAAACAAUUGCACCUGCUCUGGUUAGCCAGAGCGUUUCAGUCUUGGAGCAGGAGAAGAUUGAUAAGCUGAUGCUUGAUAUGGAUGGCACAGACAACAAGUCAAAGUUCGGUGCUAAUGCCAUCCUGGGCGUUUCCCUGGCUGUGUGCAAGGCUGGUGCUGCAGAGAAGGGCGUCCCCCUCUACCGCCACAUCGCAGACCUUGCUGGCAACCCAGAAGUCAUUCUCCCAGUGCCUGCCUUCAACGUUAUCAACGGCGGUUCCCACGCAGGCAACAAGCUGGCCAUGCAGGAGUUCAUGAUCCUGCCCGUCGGUGCCAGCAACUUCAAAGAAGCCAUGCGCAUUGGUGCUGAGGUUUAUCACAACCUGAAGAAUGUCAUCAAGGAGAAGUAUGGCAAAGAUGCCACCAAUGUGGGUGAUGAAGGUGGCUUCGCCCCCAACAUCCUUGAGAACAAAGAAGCUCUGGAGCUGCUGAAGAAUGCCAUCAGCAAAGCCGGCUACACCGACAAGAUUGUGAUCGGCAUGGAUGUGGCCGCCUCUGAGUUCUACAAAGGUGGCAAGUACGACCUGGACUUCAAAUCACCUGAUGACCCCAGCCGUUAUAUCAGCCCUGACCAGCUGGCUGACCUCUACAGGAGCUUUGUUAAGGAUUAUCCCGUGGUCUCCAUUGAGGAUCCAUUUGACCAGGAUGACUGGGAGGCCUGGACCAACUUCACUGCCAGCACUAGCAUCCAGGUGGUGGGCGAUGACCUCACAGUGACCAACCCCAAGCGCAUCGCCAAAGCUGUGUCUGAUAAGGCCUGCAACUGCCUGCUGCUCAAAGUCAACCAGAUCGGCUCCGUCACCGAGUCCCUUCAGGCCUGUAAGAUGGCCCAGUCUAAUGGAUGGGGUGUGAUGGUCAGCCACCGUUCUGGAGAGACAGAGGACACCUUCAUCGCUGACCUUGUGGUCGGACUCUGCACUGGCCAGAUCAAGACUGGUGCUCCCUGCCGGUCUGAGCGUCUAGCCAAGUACAAUCAGCUGCUGAGGAUUGAGGAGGAGCUUGGUGACAAGGCUCGUUUCGCUGGCAAGAACUUCAGGAGGCCCAUCUGAAGUGGCGGCCUGGCAUCGGUCUUAGUGUGCUCAUCGUGCUUACUCUCCCACACAUAACGCCACGCAAAGCCAGCUCCUGUAGAAUGGAGAGUAGAAGGAAAAGCAGUGAAUUCAAAGGUCCAGAUCUGUAGUGUAUGGCACAGUACACUGCUCUCCGUGACAGCCCCUUCUCCUCAUCCCCAUCUAUGCUUUGGUACAAAUAGCAUCAGUCCUUUAAUUGUGUCUCUGUGUUGUGUGAGAGAUCUUUGUUCAGCUUCUUGUGAGUUGUAGUGAUUCUGGUGCUCCACUGAGUAUUUUAGGAGAGAGCUAAAGCUGUUCACUGUGCUGCAGUGUGCACCAUGAGUAUGUGUAUUGUGUUGCUUUUGAGAAGUGUUAGUUCUAUAUGCGUGGCAAAACAAAUAAAUUAUCCCUAUUAAAAUGGAA
Molecule: messenger RNA, 1888 nt
Organism: Megalobrama amblycephala (Wuchang bream)
Lineage: Eukaryota; Metazoa; Chordata; Actinopteri; Cypriniformes; Xenocyprididae
Gene: eno1a
Product: enolase 1a, (alpha)
Exons: 12
Coding region: 167-1465 (432 amino acids)
Biological process (GO): glycolytic process
Cellular component (GO): phosphopyruvate hydratase complex
Molecular function (GO): phosphopyruvate hydratase activity; magnesium ion binding
Source: RefSeq, a predicted model, not a curated record